Aspergillus chevalieri is the source of this 2145-nucleotide messenger RNA. RefSeq names its product dynamin family protein. The transcript has 6 exons. The coding region runs from base 1 to 2145 and encodes 714 amino acids. The record is from RefSeq and is a predicted model, not a curated record. Lineage: Eukaryota; Fungi; Ascomycota; Eurotiomycetes; Eurotiales; Aspergillaceae. Gene Ontology annotation, cellular component: membrane; microtubule; cytoplasm. Gene Ontology annotation, molecular function: GTP binding; GTPase activity; microtubule binding.
AUGCACGACGUUACCAAACCUUCCCUGGACCUCUCCGGGGCAAACGAGCUAGACAACGAUGAUCGCGUCAGGGUCCUAGCUAUCAUCGACCAGCUCCGGGAGUUGGGUAUCAAUGAGGAUAUUUCUCUCCCACAGCUCGUCGUUGUCGGAGACCAAUCGAGCGGAAAGUCAUCUCUCCUGGAAGGUUUGACCGGACUCUCCUUCCCUGUCGCAUCGGAACUAUGCACCAGAUUCGCAACGCAGAUUGUCCUCCGCCGUGCGCCUGCAUCGGAAGCAGCCGUUUCUGUCUCGAUUAUCCCGGGUCCUGCUGCCAAUGCCGACGAAGCGACCAAGAAGAAGCUGCUGGAGUUUGAAAGAACAAUGGAAGCGAAGGAUUUCGGGGCUGCGCAGUUUAGUGCCAUUCUGGAUGAGGCCGCGGAGUGCAUGGGUCUUCCCUCGACGCAGACGGCAGGAUUCGUUGAGCUCGACAAGCGUUUCUCAGAUGAUAUUCUGAAGAUCGAGCUGUCGGAUCCGGAACACAGUCACUUGAGUGUUGUGGAUGUUCCUGGUCUCUUUCAUAAUCCCACGAAGUUCCAAACCAUUGAGGACAGGAACGUCAUCCGCGGCUUGAUUCAAAGAUACAUCAUUGAUAAACGAACCAUUAUUAUGGCUGUCAUGGAUGCGCGAAACAACUUGGCCAACCAAGAAGUCUUCCAUAUGGCUCGCGCUGCUGAUCCGGAUGGUCUUCGUACCGUUGGUAUCAUCACCAAAUGUGACGCACUCCAGGCAGGUGAUGAGCAUGGUGUUCUCGAGAUCUUCCGCAACGAAAUGGUCCGGCUCAGCCAUGGUUGGUUCGCCGUGAGAAACCGCUCCACGAAAGAAAUCAAAGAAGGAGUCACCAUGGCCCAACGCCAUAUCAACGAAAAACAGUUCUUUAACACCGCACCGUGGGCCAACUUGCGCAAAGAUCGUGUCGGCAUCGGUCCGCUCAAGAGCUUCUUGGGCCAGGUUCUGUUUGACCACAUCCGCAACGAAUUCCCCGGCUUGGUGAACGAAGUCAGGAAUCUCACGAACGAGACCAAGAAAGAUCUGGAGAGCCUUGGCCCUUCUCGGCAGACCAGUGCGGACCAACGUCGAUACUUGAUUAGAAGCGCUGUGGACUACCAACGGGACGUGUCCAAUAUCCUCAGUGGCAUUUACUCGCCCAGGAUCGAGAGUGGAAGUCCGCGGAAGCUGAGAACUCGACUUCGGUUUUUGAUGGACGAAUUUUCUUCCCGGAUGGCCAAGGAAGGACACCGAUGGGCCUUCAAGCUUGUGGACGGGCGGACCGAUCCAGAAUACGCCAAAGAUGCUAACAAGGCAGAUGAAGAGAGUUAUAAAGAGGUUGAUUUACAGAGCCAUGGUAACAGCGAUAAUGCGAAUGAUAUUGAAGAAUGGAUUCGCUCCUCUUACAAUGAAUCUCGAGGAGUGGAGCUUCCUGGCACCGUCAACCCGCAUUUGCUUGAGAACCUGUUCCGUGAGCAAUGCGCAAGCUGGGGGGAUAUAGCAAUAGACUACCUGUCUAAGAUCGUCAAUGCUGUGAGCGCUUACGACGGAAGCGCGCUCAAAGAUUUCGUAACGGACAGCUCGGUUCGUCAGAAGCUGCAAACGCGGCUCAAGGCCAAACGACAAACUGCGGAAGAAGACAUGUUCGCUGAGCUCCGCAACAUCCUCGCUGAUGAGCUGAGCGGAACUUUGCAGACGGCUAAUCCUUCUUAUUCCGAUAUGCUGUCCACAAUUCGAAACGAACGCGUCCAGGCUCGUGUCGCCUCAAUGGGCAUUAAGGACGCCGACAGCAAUAACUUUGAUCAAUUCAUGACAAACGAGCACUGGUAUAACGAGCAGCAAGCGGUUAAUGACAUUCAUGAUAUUCUCGUGGCGUACUAUAAGGUAGCUCGCCAGCGGUUCGUGGACAAUGUCAUUAUCCAGGCCGGAGAAAGAUAUGUCGUUGGCGAAACGGGCCCUCUGAAGAUCUUUUCCCCCGAGUAUAUCAGUGGUUUUUCAAAUGAGGAGCUCUCUGAUAUUGCAGGUGAGAACUACUCCACUUCUGUUGCUAGGUCUGAGAUUACCUCGAGAGGCGAAAGGCUGCAGAGAGCGCUGGAGAUUGCCAGACGCGCGGGCAUUUAG